Molecule: messenger RNA, 1242 nt
Organism: Maniola jurtina (meadow brown)
Lineage: Eukaryota; Metazoa; Arthropoda; Insecta; Lepidoptera; Nymphalidae
Product: growth hormone-inducible transmembrane protein-like
Exons: 7
Coding region: 1-996 (331 amino acids)
Cellular component (GO): mitochondrial inner membrane
Source: RefSeq, a predicted model, not a curated record
AUGCUCUCACGAAUGUGCGUAACCCGCUCCGCGUUUAGUGUGACCCAUACACUGAAGACUCCAGUACCCCAAAGAUUUGUACCAAAAAACUAUGUAGUGCGUAACUAUGCACGCGAGCCUCGUUCCAGAGUAGCCACGCGAUCACAGCCAACAAUCUGGGAAAGGUUGAUGGCCCCUGCUGGCCCUAAUGCUUUCAGCUUGGGUAAAGGUGCAUUAGCAGGUGCAUCAGCAGUGGGCCUUGGGGCCUUAUGUUAUUAUGGCUCCGGCGUCAAACCUGGUACACUACAGGAAGCACACCUGUGGCCACAAUAUGUAAAGGAUCGUAUCAAAGCAACAUAUGGAUAUAUUGCUGGAUCACUGGUUCUCACUGCUGGUAGUGCCAUCACUGUUUUCAGAACACCAGCCCUUCUGAACUUAGUUGCUCGUAAUGGAUGGAUAUCAAUUAUCGCGACUAUGGCACUGAUGAUUGGCUCGGGGAUGGUUGUCCGAGGCAUGGAGUACAAGCCAGGGUUUGGAGGUAAACAGCUGGCUUGGAUGGUGCACACAGGCAUCAUGGGAGCUGUCAUUGCACCUAUUUGCUUCCUUGGAGGGCCUAUUCUGAUGCGUGCAGCUUGGUACACUGCCGGCGUGGUGGGCGGACUGAGCACGAUAGCCGUGUGCGCGCCGUCGGGCGAGUUCCUCAACAUGCGCGCGCCGCUGGCCAUGGGGCUGGGCGCCGUGUUCGCCGCGUCGGUGGCCGGCAUGUUCCUGCCGCCUACCACCGCGCUCGGCGCAGGAUUGUAUUCUCUGAGCUUGUACGGUGGCCUGAUUGUGUUCGGUGGGUUCCUCCUGUACGACACGCAAGCCAUCAUCAAACGAGCUGAGAUGCACCCUACAUACGGAUUCCAGCCCUACGACCCAAUUAACUCAGCUAUCUCGGUGUACCUAGACGUCCUGAACAUCUUUAUGCGCAUCGCUAUGAUCCUGGCGGGUGGCGGAGGAAACAAACGGAAGUAAACGACAAAACCUGCAGUCAACAUUAGUAUUUUAUUUCAAUUAGCAAGCAGAAGUUACAUUUCGGCUUUAUGUACUUUGUAGCUUAACAAAUUCUCGCGCUUCGUUUCGACUCGUGAAAUUGAAAGCUGAUGUGAUAUUAUAUAAUGUAAAGAGUAAAGAAGUAAGGUAUUGUUAAUUAAUGCAUAAUUAGACUAAUCCUAGUAUAUCUUUUUGUUCUUUAUUAAAUUGACAAGUGUUUAUUAUUUA